Messenger RNA from Euleptes europaea (tarantolino), 2267 nucleotides. It is a transcript of the gene TMPO, whose product is annotated as thymopoietin. The transcript has 9 exons. Gene Ontology annotation, molecular function: DNA binding. NCBI's taxonomy places the organism in Eukaryota, Metazoa, Chordata, Lepidosauria, Squamata, Sphaerodactylidae. Bases 75 to 1448 code for a protein of 457 amino acids. The record is from RefSeq and is a predicted model, not a curated record.
CCCCUUCUCCUCUUUGUUGGCGCUUCCCUCUCCGCUGUCUCCUGGGAGGGCGGCGACAGAGCCCGAGCCUGGCGAUGCCCGAGUUCCUGGCGGACCCGUCGGUGCUGACCAAGGAGAAGCUGAAGAGCGAGCUGAUCGCGAACAAUGUGAGCCUGCCGGGCGGCGAGCAGCGCAAAGACGUCUACGUGCAGCUGUACCUUCAGCAUCUCACCGCCCGCAACGCGUCGGCGGCGCCUCCGCAGCCCGACUUCUCCAGCGAUGAGGAGCGGGAGACAACUCCGCUCGCCGUCAGGAACAGGGCAGCAGGAGGAGGAGGCGGCGGAGGUGGGGCUGUGGCCGUGGGCCGGAAAGCAACAAAGAAAACAGACAAACCAAGGCCAGAUGAGAAGGAUGAUGAAGACGUAACAGAACUUGGUAAUGAAGAACUCAAAGAACAGCUUAUGGGAUAUGGUGUGAACCCUGGUCCUAUUGUGGCUACGACAAGGAAGCUUUAUGAGAAGAAACUACUGAAGCUGAAAGAACAGACCCAAGAGCUAAGGUCUUUAAUACCUACACCGACCGUUUCUUCUUCUGCAGAAAACAACAAGCAGAAUGGAAAUAAUGAUUCUGAUCAAUACAGUGACAAUGAAGAAGAUCCCAAAAUAGAGCUCCAACUUGAGAAGAGAGAACCACUGAAGGGCAAAACAAAAAUUCCAGUAACACUUAAGCAACGAAGACUUGUUGAGCAUAACCAGAACUAUUCUGACGAUGGAGUUACUGAGACAUUCUGGAGAAGUGGAGCUUCAAAAAGUGGACUUCUGCAGGCAUUUUCUAGGGAAUCUGCAACAGUAUCCAGAAGAGCAACAAGGAAAAGGGUUGAAACUGCAGUACUGUUGCCUGUACAUGAUGCAGUCAUGUCAGAGAGUACUCCCAUAGCUGAAACUGUAGUGGCUUCAAGCAACGAGACCCUACAGGUUGUCAAUAGGGUGCCUGGAAAUGUCAAGCAUGCAGAUCCUGUACUGUCAAUCAGUGACUUCUCAAAGUUGCCCAGAAGAACACCAAAGAAACCAUUGACAACUGAACUGAUGGAAAAAAAUCUUACAGAGGAACGAAGAUUAGAAAGAGAUAUUCUUAAAGAAAUGUUCCCAUAUGAAGCAUCAACACCUACAGGAAUUAGUGCUAGCUGUCGCAGACCAAUCAAAGGAGCUGCUGGUCGACCUAUGGAGCCUGGUGACUUCAGAUUGGAAGAAACCUAUUCAUCAAAAUAUAUCCCCAAGUAUGGUGCCUCAGCAGAUGUCAAGGCAGAACAGCCAACAGUUAAAAAACGCUCCAUCCCUAUGUGGAUAAAAAUUCUGCUUUUUGUUAUUGUUUCAGUCUUCUUGUUUUUGGUCUAUCAGUCUAUGGAAACCAACCAAGGAAAUCCAUUCUCCCAGUUCCUGAAAAGUAACUCUGAGACAACUACCGAUUGAGUGUUCAUAUGGCACGCACAACCUGGUCUCCUAUUUUUAACUGUAGAGAUAUUGUCAGACCUUUCCUCAUCUAUUCAGAGACUGCAUACAGAUAAUGAUAGCAACGUGAGAAAUUGAACAAUAAACAAGACCGUGUACGGACAUCAUUAACUUUUGUUCAGAACUAGGAGAUCACUUUGUGCCAUGAGUAAUAUUUUUAGAUCUCUGGAACUUCUUGUAGGAUUUAUUUUUUUAAUGUGGACAUCAUUACAUUCAUUUGAGAUUAUACAUUUGUUUUUGCAAGCUUUGGAAGCUCAAAUGGGCAAAAGUGAUAGUAAAAUGUGAAGAUGUGUUUAAAUGUUUUUACUUCAUACUAAAAAGAUGCUGUACUGAAAAUUUCUUUACUUGGCAUAUUGUUCUGGGGGGUGGGGGUAGGCGGGAUAAGAUAAUAAAGGGAGAUACCAUUUUGGGGUGCAUUUUGCUAAACUGUGCAGCUAGGUUUAGUGCGUAGUAGUUUUAAGGAAAAAUCUGGCAUUUUGUAGAAUACUGUAACAUUUUAACAACUGUAAACCUAUUGUAUGCAUUUCUGUCUUUAGUUUCAACUGUAGUAACUCCAUUUAAGAUUAACCUCAAUUUUUAUCAUCCUUUCCUAUUUUAGUGCUUAAUCUCAUAAUUACUGAUCUAAUUGACAAAUAGGUGUCCUUAUAGAGAAACUUAUUUAUUAGUAAAAUUGUGUGAAAUAAAGCUUACAUUAAAAUACAUUGAUUUUUUUACUGAAGAAUUAAAGUACUAAAUCUUAACUGCACAUAAGUCUUACCAGUCUAAAAAGAUUAUGUUCUG